Molecule: messenger RNA, 11168 nt
Organism: Oncorhynchus kisutch (coho salmon)
Lineage: Eukaryota; Metazoa; Chordata; Actinopteri; Salmoniformes; Salmonidae
Product: voltage-dependent P/Q-type calcium channel subunit alpha-1A
Exons: 45
Coding region: 28-6558 (2176 amino acids)
Biological process (GO): calcium ion import across plasma membrane; chemical synaptic transmission
Cellular component (GO): neuronal cell body; membrane; voltage-gated calcium channel complex
Molecular function (GO): high voltage-gated calcium channel activity
Source: RefSeq, a predicted model, not a curated record
GAUGCCUCAGGGAGCGCGUGGAACUGGAUGUACUUCAUUCCCCUCAUCAUCAUCGGCUCUUUCUUCAUGUUGAACCUGGUCCUGGGUGUACUGUCUGGGGAGUUUGCCAAAGAGAGAGAGCGAGUGGAGAACAGGAGUGAGUUUCUAAAGCUGAGGAGACAGCAGCAGAUAGAGAGAGAGCUCAAUGGAUACCUGGAAUGGAUUUGUAAAGCAGAAGAAGUGAUCUUAGCAGAUGAUGAAGACCCUGAUGCCUUUGACGGCACCCGCAGGAGACCCACCAUCAAAAACCACAAGAACAAAACAGAUCUCCUUAACCCAGAGGAUGGGAAUGGAGACCUGGCAGUGGGUUCUCCCUUUGCGCGGGCCAGUCUGAAGAGUUCAAAGCUGGAGGGCUCUAACUUCCAUAAGAGGGAGCGUCGUAUGCGUUUCUUCAUCCGACGCAUUGUGAAGACCCCGUAUUUCUACUGGAGUGUACUGUGUCUGGUGGGACUUAACACCAUGUGUGUGGCUGUAGUACACUACGACCAGCCUGAACCACUCUCAGACUUCCUCUACUUUGCAGAGUUCGUCUUCUUGAGUAUCUUCAUGUCUGAGAUGGGUAUAAAGAUUUAUGGACUGGGGUCACAGCCUUACUUUCACUCCUCCUUUAACUGCUUUGACUGCAUUGUAAUAUGUGGCAGCAUAUUCGAGGUGCUGUGGGGUUUUAUCCAGCCUGGGACAUCCUUUGGUAUCAGUGUAUUACGAGCUCUAAGGUUACUGAGAAUCUUCAAAGUCACCAAGUACUGGGCGUCUUUGAGGAACCUGGUUGUAUCUCUGCUCAACUCCAUGAAAUCCAUUAUAAGCCUGCUCUUCCUCCUCUUCCUCUUUAUCGUCGUCUUCGCUCUGUUGGGCAUGCAACUCUUCGGAGGACAGUUUAAUUUUGAAUCUGGCACUCCCCCAACCAACUUUGAUACUUUCCCUGCAGCAAUAAUGACUGUGUUCCAGAUCCUGACUGGAGAAGACUGGAACAUGGUCAUGUAUGAUGGAAUAGAAUCUCAGGGAGGAGUCAACAACGGGAUGGUCUUCUCAGUCUUCUUCAUUGUGCUCACGCUUUUCGGCAACUACACUCUGCUGAAUGUGUUUUUGGCCAUUGCUGUGGACAAUCUGGCCAACGCACAGGAACUCACUAAGGAAGAGGAAGCCGCUUCCAAGAAAAAUGUUUUGCAAAAAGCCAAGGAGGUGGCCGAAGUCAGCCCUCAGUCUGCAGCCAACCUGUCCAUAGCGGCUGAGAAAGUAAACAGCACAGGUCACAACGCUUCCGACCCCUUUCUGGACUGUAAGGAGCAGCAGAAGAACAAUAAGGGUGGUAAUAAGUCCGUGUGGGAACAGAGGACCAAGGAGCUGAGGAAACAGACUCUAAUGACCAGCAGAGAGGCCCUCUACAACGAACUGGACCCAGAGGACCGCUGGAAGGUGAACUACUCCCGCCACAUCCGUCCUGACAUGAAGACUCAUACAGACCGCCCUCUAGUGGUGGACCCCCAGGAGAACCGCAACAACAACACCAACAAGACCACCAAAGAGCCUGACUCCCGCCUCAGCCAGCAGCACGCUGACGAGCUGGUCCGCAAGCAGACACACGUCCACGAGAGAGGAGGUGGGGGAGGAGGAGGUGGGGGCUCAGGGUCUGGUUCAGGCCCUGGAAGGCCUUACGAGCGGGCAGACUCUACGGAGAGCCGCAGGAGCCGUAAGGAGAGCAAGGAGCACCAGGAGCUCCAACACCACCACUCCUCCCAUACCCGCCUAGAUGCAACGAUGCUGGGACAGAGUGGAGAGGAGAGGCCCCAGAGAAGGCACCACCACCCACGGGGCCAGGUGGGCUCAUCGGAGCACAGGAAACCCCGCCAGCACCGCAUGCCCCCAGAGGACGAAGAGAGGGGAGGUGGAGGUGGUGGAGGAGGAGGAGGAGGAGGGGAAAGGCGACACAAGAGCAGGGGGACAGAAGGAGAAGGCGAGGGGGAGCAAGAAGGGGGUGAUGGAGGUGAGAGGAGGCAGAGACGGCAUCGCCAUGGCACUCAGUCAGGGUGUGAUGGUGAGGGGAAGAGGACGCGGCAACACCGCAGGAAGGAUGGUCCCAACCUGUCCACCACACGGCCCAUCCAGAAGAGCCUCUGUAGACAGGACAGCCAGUACAGUGAGGACAUGGACAAUGUCAUGAACAGUAAAUUGGCCACCAGCCAGCCCCAGCUACCCCCAGGCUCCACCCAGCAGCCCUGCCCAGCCUCGGGUCUCCCAAGCCCAGCCAACCACAAUACUCCAGGCCCAGGCUUCGGCCCUGCAGGCCUCAACACUCACCUGACCAACAGCAGCUCCCACCUGGGCCUAGAUGGAAGCCUGGUUCCUGCAUACGGAAGUAGCACCCGGAUACCGGACCACACGGCAGUGGACAUACCGCCCAUGUUUCCUUCCCACAACGCCAUAUUGCAGGUCAAUAAGAAUGCUAACACGGAGCCUCUGCCUAAGAAGGAGGAUAAGGAUGAUGAUGAUGAUGAGAAGGGUGAUGAAGAUGGACCCAAACCAAUGCCUCCCUAUAGCUCCAUGUUCAUCCUCUCUACCACCAAUCCGUUCCGGAGACUAUGCCACUACAUUGUGACUCUGAAAUUCUUUGAGUUUGGAAUCCUGUCUACCAUCGCUAUGAGCAGUAUCGCCUUGGCAGCAGAAGACCCCGUCUGGCCAGAAUCACCUCGCAACAAUGUUCUGCGCUACUUUGACUAUGUGUUUACGGGAGUGUUCACCUUUGAGAUGUUGAUUAAGAUGGUGGAUCUGGGCCUGGUGUUGCACCAGGGCUCCUAUUUCCGUGACCUGUGGAACAUCCUGGACUUUAUAGUGGUUAGUGGUGCUCUGGUGGCCUUCGCCUUCACGAGCAGUAGCGGGGGAAGCAGUAAGGGGAAAGACAUCAGCACAAUCAAGUCUCUGAGGGUUCUGAGAGUGUUGCGACCUCUGAAGACUAUCAAGCGUCUUCCAAAGCUCAAGGCUGUGUUUGACUGUGUGGUCAACUCCCUGAAGAACGUCCUGAACAUCCUCAUCGUCUACAUGCUCUUCAUGUUCAUUUUUGCUGUGGUGGCCGUGCAGCUGUUCAAAGGGAGAUUCUUCUACUGCACUGACGAGUCCAAAGAGUUUGAACGCGAUUGCAGGGGCGAAUAUCUAGUCUAUGAGCGGAAUAAUGAAGUGAAGGCGCAGAAGCGGGAGUGGAAGAAGUACGAUUUCCACUACGACAACGUGCUUUGGGCCCUGCUCACCCUCUUCACCGUGUCUACCGGAGAGGGGUGGCCGCAGGUGCUGAAACAUUCAGUGGAUGCGACCUAUGAGAAUCAGGGCCCGAGCCCGGGGUACCGGAUGGAGAUGUCCAUCUUUUACGUGGUGUACUUCGUGGUCUUCCCCUUCUUCUUCGUCAAUAUCUUCGUAGCUCUCAUCAUCAUCACUUUCCAGGAGCAAGGAGACAAGAUGAUGGAGGAUUACAGUUUAGAGAAAAACGAGAGAGGCUGCAUAGACUUCGCCAUUAAUGCCAAACCGUUGACGCGACACAUGCCUAAGAACAAGCAAAGCUUCCAGUACCGCAUGUGGGAGUUUGUGGUGUCGCCGCCAUUCGAGUAUACAAUCAUGGCUAUGAUCGCGCUCAAUACUAUCGUACUGAUGAUGAAGUAUGACGGAGCCUCUCCGGCCUACGAGGCUGUGCUGGCCAACCUGAACAUCGUGUUCACCUCGCUGUUCUCCAUGGAGUGUGUGCUCAAGAUCAUCGCCUUUGGAGUGCUGAAUUACUUCAAAGAUGCCUGGAACAUUUUUGACUGUGUGACAGUCCUGGGCAGCAUUACAGAUAUUUUAGUGACUGAGCUCGGGAUGAAUAACUUCAUCAACUUGAGUUUCCUGAGACUGUUCAGGGCUGCCAGGCUCAUCAAACUGCUCCGGCAGGGAGAGACCAUCCGCAUCCUGCUCUGGACCUUUGUUCAAUCCUUCAAGGCGCUGCCGUACGUGUGCCUGCUUAUCGGCAUGCUGUUCUUCAUCUAUGCCAUCAUCGGGAUGCAGCUGUUUGGGAACAUAGGGAUGGAGGAGGAGGAGGGGAGCGCCAUCAACGAACACAACAACUUCAGGACUUUCUUCCAAGCUCUCAUGCUGCUCUUCAGGAGUGCCACGGGCGAGGCGUGGCAUGACAUCAUGCUGUCGUGUCUUGGAGGGAAGCUCUGUGAUCCUCUGGCAGGGAACACUGAACCAGAGUGUGGCAGCCAGUUUGCCUACCUCUACUUUGUGUCCUUCAUCUUCUUCUGCUCCUUCCUGAUGCUGAAUCUGUUCGUGGCUGUCAUCAUGGACAACUUUGAGUACCUGACCAGAGACUCCUCCAUCCUCGGCCCACAUCAUCUAGACGAGUAUGUCAGGAUAUGGGCUGAAUAUGACCAAGCAGCUUGUGGCAGGAUCAGUUGCAGGGAUAUGUAUGACAUGCUCAGGCAUAUGAGCCCUCCGCUAGGCCUGGGGAACAGGUGCCCGGCGCGGGUGGCCUACAAGAGGCUGCUGCGGAUGGACCUCCCGGUCGCCGACGACAACUCAGUCCACUUCAACUCCACCCUGAUGGCCCUGAUCCGCACGGCGCUGGACAUCAAGAUCGCCAAGGGUACGGAAGGAGGUGUGGACAAACACCAGAUGGAUGCAGAGCUGAGGAAAGAGAUGAUGGCGAUUUGGCCCAAUCUCUCCCAGAAGACCCUGGACCUCUUAGUCACGCCACAUAAGUCAGCAACAGACCUGACGGUGGGGAAGAUCUACGCUGCCAUGAUGAUCAUGGAGUACUACAGGCAGAGCAAGGCCAAGCGCUCUCAGGCGCGGCUAGAGGCGGAGCAGAAUCGAACAACAUUACUGUUUCAGCGCGUGGAGCCGCCCUCCCCCAUCCAGGAUGGGCCUCUCAGCCUCCCUCCUACCCAACCGGCAGAUCCCAUCAACAGCCUACCGGUGGAGGGGGGGGUUCCAGAGAGCCAGUCGUGGGUGACAGUGCGGGCUCAGGAGAUGUCCCAGAGAGUAGGCAGCUGGAGUCCUGAGGGACAGCACUCUGAGGAUGGCCUGGACAGCAGGCAUAACUCGCAGACGGUAGAGAUGAGAGAGAUGGGGCGUGACGGUUACUCGGAUACCGAGCACUUUCAGCCAAUGGACGGCCACGGAAGGGCCGCUUCCAUGCCACGCCUUCCAGGCGACAACCAACAGCGAAGGAAAGGGAGGCAGCGUGGAAAUAACCUCAGUACUAUAACAGAUAAUAGUCCUAUGAAGCGCUCGGCCUCCUCCCUUGGUCACAGUCGAUCUGGGAGGGGCCAGAGGGAAAGGGGAGGGGCCGAUGAUUAUGCAAUGGAGUAUGUGAUCCCCGAGGAGGGUGGAGCACCGAGGCACAGCCACCGACGCCGCGACCGAAGCCACCGGGCCUCCGAGCGGUCACUGUGUCGAUAUACAGACGCAGAUACAGGACUGGGCACAGACUUGAGCACCACCACUCAGUCAGGUGACCUGCCACCCAAGGAGAAGGACCGUGACCGCGACAGAGACCGCAGUCGGCAGAAAGACCGCAAACACCACCACCAUCACCACCACCAUCACAGCGGCUCUGUGGACAAGGAGCGCUACACACCAGACCGCGCCGACCGGGGGGCAGAGCGCGGUGGUCACAGACAGCCCCGAGGAGACAGAGACCACGACCGGGAUAGGGAGCACGACCAUCGCUGGUCACGGUCACCCAGCGAGGGCAGAGAAUGCAUGACACACAGACAGGGCAGUAGUUCGGUGAGCGAAAGUCCCGCUCCCUCUACCUCGGGGACCAGUACCCCGAGACGAGGCCGUCGGCAACUCCCUCAGACCCCGGCAACGCCCCGCCCACACGUCACCUACUCUCCUGUUGUCCGUAAAGCCAUGGCCACACCUCCUGGAGCCCAGCCCCUGGGGCGCAAUUCCGCCCCCGCCCCUCACCGCUUUUCCCCUGAGCCCCCCCAGGGACCUCCCCCACCCCACCAUGGCUCACCCAACCAAGCCUGCCACCCCCCUCCCCGCUGGGGGGAUGGGGGAGGAGGAGGAGGAGAGAGUGGGUCGCUGGAGGGCGACGGCUGCUUCUACAACCAGGACUACCAGGAUUACGACCGUGAGCACCACAAACCGCCUCCCUACGAGCAGAGCCCCACACAGGGCAACCCUCACAAACCUCACCCCCUCAACCACCCUACUCUCCCCGUGCUAAACCAUCCCCCAACCCCACAGCAGCAGCACCCUAUCAACCCGCACCCAAACAACCCCCACCCCAACAACCCCCACUCCCGCACCUCGCCCAGGACUUCCCGCCACGCGCCCCCACCCAACACCAACCCCACCCCCCAAGGGCAGCAGCCACCCCCCACUCGACGUCUCCCCAACGGGUACCGCGCCUCUUCCCCCUCCUCGCAACACCACCACGGCCCCACCCAGCCCGGGCCCCACAAGGUCCCCCCUCCCCAGCCUAGAGGGCCCCGCACUAAAGACCUGCACGAACCCUACAACAACACGGAUGAUAACAGGUGCUAGCCUCUGGAGACUAUGGAGGGAGGGAUGGAUGGAGGGAGGGAGGGCUCAACCACACUGUCUGAGUUAUCAGUCCCUACCUCCCAGCCCAGGAAAACACACAGCCAGAGCACUGACCACUGACAGGGGAAACCAAGGCAUGAUUCUUUCUUUCCUUAUCUCCGUUUGUUUUUCUUUUCGUUUCUUCUACUGCUCAGUGUUUCCUGGGGAUGGAGGGAGUGAGGAAGGGGUAGUUAGAAUAAAGGGAUGAGGAGGAGGACCACUGAAGGAUGAGUGGAAAUUAGUGAACAGGGUAUGGAGUACAAACCAAUUCCUCCUCCAAAAACUAUGGAACCCAGCUCAUCAGAUGCAAGGAGUUUUUCAAAAUGGAUGAUAUAGGGGACGGAUGCUUUUCUCAACGUAUCAUGAUGCUACGCCUCUGGAAACAAUAUUAAAAACCGCCACAAAGACCAAGACGUCAUCACGUAAUCAACGCAAGAAACUAUGACAUUGCGGAGAACUAAGUGGAGUUGCGUUAGUUGCAAAAACCAACCACCAACCCCGAUGAUGGGGAGAUAUUGAUGAGUUUUAUCAUCUGUGUUUACUGUUAAUAAUGACAUCAGUGAUGAUGAGCCUUCCACCUGAGUGUGGUGGGGGGAGUUGGGGGGACACCGGGACACACACCCUAACUCUGAACGAGAGGGGGGGUUAUGUAGGCGGAAUCUAUCCAUUCCAACCCCCCAACCCCCCCAAAAAGAUUCCGCCCCAACCGAGUAGAGAAGAAACAUAAAAAAGUGGAUGGUGAACAUUAAAAAAAGAAACUUAAAAACAAACAUUUUCUUCAGUAUUUCUUCUUCUACUCCUGCGGCUGCUACUUUUCCCUCUUCCUCUUCUUCUUCUUCUUCUUCUUCUUCGAAACAUUGAAGCUUGAUUCUUCUGUUGCACCCGCACAGCUUCGUUGGAACUUGCAGAGUUUAAAAACCUGUGGAAUCCUGCAUGAUUGAUACAAAAAAAAUGAUAACAAAGAGAAACUACUGUAAUGUGGGGGAAACUAUCCCUGGGUCCUUUCUAUAUUAGUCUGUGGGGUUCUCUCUUUUGCCUGUAAAUCACUUUAUUUCUCUCUCUUCUCCCUGAGGCGUCCCUCUCUCUCUCUCUCUUCCUGUGCUGGAGGUAUAAUCAGGAUAGUUAGGAUGGAUGGAGAGAUGGGGCGAUGAGGAAGAGAAGCUCAAGGUCCAAGCCUUUUUUAUGCGGAGGGACAGGAUGAUCUAUUUCCCACUUUGUUCUUAUUGAAAUGCUCUGUGCCAAAUUAUAACUGUUGAUGUGGCUAAGAUUGCACAAUCAUUUUCAAGGAAGUAGAUAUUUUGUUACAAGGCCUACUUUUAUUUCAUGGAAGGAAAGAAGGCAGGAAAGUAUGAAAACGCAGACCCCACAUAUUAUUGGUUCAUAUUAAAAGGGAGUUGAAACUGGGGGAGGAAGUUACAAGCACGCUCCAUGGUCCUUAUUGGCUCUUCAUCUGCUGACACAUAGCCUCGUUCAAACCAGAGAUAUGUCUCUAGUCUUCCAGGGUUUGUGUUUGAAAGAGCGAUGAAAAGAGAGAGAGAGAAAGAAAGGCCGAUGAAAGGAGGGAACCUCUUCACCUUUCGUUUAUUUGUUAUUAAUAGUGAUAAUGGUUCUAUAGAUACUGAUAACAAUACUAUUGAUGAUUAUGAUAAUAAUGAUGAUGAUAAUAAUAACGAUGAUAAUAAUGGUGAUGAUGAUGAUGACGAUGUUCAUGCUUGUGAGACAGAAUUAUUUUCGUCUUGUAUUUGUGUUUGUUACUUUCGAGUCGAUUGUGCUCAGAGCGUCACCAUCUUUGUUUAGUGAGACGUUCUGUCUGGUUGGUGGUCCACUGGUCCGGCUGGUGGGCGGAGCUUUGUCAGGGAGGUGCAUUGUGGGAACAGGAGUAAUCAUAGGAAUGACUCUGAUACAGUGUAAUACGGUGGGGAAAGGAAAAGGAACUUAAAAAGGAACUUAAAAAAAAAAACUAUGUCAAACGUCAUACAGGAAAUCAUGUAUCUGACAUGCAUUGGACAGUUGUUUACAUAUAUUAAUCAUUUGGGUAAAUAUAGGGCAGCUAAAUGGUCUUGCUUAGGUAACGGGGUCUACAGACUAAAGUAGACCAGAUAAAGCAGUAAUGAGACAGAGCUCCUCUACCAGUUUGGCCCUCUAGGUGGCACUGUAUGCAAUACAUUGCAUCCCUGUCCUAUUGUAUCAUUGUAUCACCCCUUCUAUUUUGACUGUCAGAUUCCAAUGUUUUCGUAUCUGUCUUUAAACUGGGAGCAUAAGGUUAAAGUGUUGUCUGUCACUGGUGGAUCACCUCCUUUGUGUUCAGGACAUGUAACACAGCCAAUCACAAAUGCACAGGACAUGUAUCACAGCCAAUGAAAAUGCAUGGGAGAAACAAUGACUGGGUCUUUUCUGCCAAACCUCUGUGUCCUGUUUCACCCUAUUCUCUUUUUGUGUGUCUUUGUGCGCCUCAACCUAACAUCCAUCCUAAUACCCACCACUGUCCCGUACAGUGUCUCUCUCACAGUUGCCGGACUUUGAGGAUUGCCAUAGUGAACCAUUAAUUUAUUUGAAUUAUGUCAUUAUUAUUCUUAUUAUUACACCCCAUGUCAAAACCAUUAGUGUCAGGUAACAGUGUUUGUUCACGGCUGCCAUAGAUAUAGCGCAGUUAGAUCUGCACAUAUCUGGAUUCUGAUGUACUGUAAAGACAUAUCCCAUGAUUCUAUGUACCACACUUUGACCAGAAAGUGCACAGGCACAUUGCCUUUACAGUAUUCAUCUAACGUAGGAACGUCAUAGACGUGUAUAAGUCACAUCACAACACUGAUAAGAUAGGAAUACACAGAUACACUCUCAGUAUGUAGCUCUUAGCUGUAGCAAGUAUGCGUGUACGUGCGUAUGGCGUGUGUGUGUUUGCAUGUGGGUCUGUGUAUGAAUGCGUUCUUUGAUAGCAGAAUGUGUGUGUACUUUCAAUGUGUGUGUGUACAUCAAUAGCUAGCUGUUUUCGUUGGAUAUUUCAUUUCAAAUCAAAUCAAAUCAAAUGUAUUUAUAUAGCCCUUCGUACAUCAGCUGAUAUCUCAAAGUGCUGUACAGAAACCCAGCCUAAAACCCCAAACAGCAAGCAAUGCAGGUGUAGAAGCACGGUGGCUAGGAAAAACUCCCUAGAAAGGCCAAAACCUAGGAAGAAACCUAGAGAGGAACCAGGCUAUGUGGGGUGGCCAGUCCUCUUCUGGCUGUGCCGGGUGGAGAUUAUAACAGAACAUGGCCAAGAUGUUCAAAUGUUCAUAAAUGACCAGCAUGGUCGUAUAAUAAUAAGGCAGAACAGUUGAAACUGGAGCAGCAGCACGGUCAGAUGGACUGGGGACAGCAAGGAGUCAUCAUGUCAGGUAGUCCUGGGGCAUGGUCCUAGGGCUCAGGUCCUCCGAGAGAGAGAAAGAAAGAGAGAAUUAGAGAGAGCAUAUGUGGGGUGGCCAGUCCUCUUCUGGCUGUGCCAGGUGGAGAUUUUAACAGAACAUGGCCAAGAUGUUGAAAUGUUCAUAAAUAAUUUCAUUUGUUUAUUUGCUUUGAAUAUUUUGUGAUGAGAUUUGAGUUGGUGUGUGUGUGUGUGUGUGUGUGUGUGUGUGUGUGUGUGUGUGUGUGUGUGUGUGUGUGUGUGUGUGUGUGUGUGUGUGUGUGUGUGUGUGUGUGUGUGUGUGUGUGUGUGUGUGUGUGUGUGUGAGUUAGCCUGUGUUUGUGUGUGUGCAAGAUGAAAUAAGAUGUCAAUCACCCUACAAUUGAAACUAUGAGAGGCCCUAACAUUCACUAUCAAUCAUUGUGUCCUGUACUGACCAACCAUCCACUAACAACACAUAUUCAAAAUAACCCCACUGUUACUUCAAAAAGCAAUGUAAAGCUGCUAUGGAAAACAUAGAAAUAAAAGCAUUUUAAGUACCAAAAAAAUACCAAAAAAAGGGAAAAUAUCUACUUCCAGAACUGCAUGUGCUAUGUGCAUGCCACACCGUGGGUGAACAGUCAUCUUCAGGAAUCAAAAAAUAAGAAUAUGAAUUCAGAUAAAAAAAUAUAUGAAUAUAGAUAGAUGUUUAUACUAAGCAACAUGUUUUCUUUUUUCCUUCUAUUUUUGAGAACAAAAAAGGUUUAAAAAAUCGAUAAAAAAAAAAAAAUGUCUAAAAAAUGUCAAAAGAGCGACAUGAUGACUUUGGUGAGAAUCAAAGUUGGUUUGUUUAAUUAUGUUGCCAGCUGUUAACUGUAAACAUGGAGGUGAGACACUACACAACCAUGUUCAGGACACUACAAAAAAAGAGAACUCCUGUUUUAAAGAAGAGAAUCAAAUUAAAAGAGAUGGGGAUAUCCCUGCCUACUUUUGGGUGGGGCCAGGAGCCAGCCAAAUCUGAUGAUGUAACCCUUAAAACUCUGGCUGUGGGAUCUUUUAUCUCUCACUCACUCCCUCUCUAUUUCUCUCUCACUCUUGUCUCUCUCACUCUUAUCUCUCACACUCUCAACCUAUCUCACCGCUAUUUCUACCCGUGCAUUUUGUAAUUCCAGACAGAAUUCUUCCUAAUGAAUAAAAACCAGAGAGAUGCACACUGUUG